This is a messenger RNA of Caenorhabditis sp. 36 PRJEB53466, 1305 nucleotides long. NCBI's taxonomy places the organism in Eukaryota, Metazoa, Nematoda, Chromadorea, Rhabditida, Rhabditidae. The record is from the annotation of a GenBank genome assembly.
AUGGGUUCUUCACUUCACAAUGACGACAGACUUCGGAACCGGUACGAAGCGUGCAGGAGUGGAAUGCACGAGCUCGACGUGCUCAGAGCCAAGCACACCCUUCUCAUUCAGGUGAGAUCCCAGAAGCAUCCCUGAAGUCCAAUCGUGUUGAUUUGUUUCAGAAUCUCCGCUCUAGACUGCCAGUGAUCCCUGGAAGUUUAGACGAUGUUCAAACGAGAGAGAAGAGGUCACGCGAUGGAUUCCUCGACAGGUUCUCCCUUCAAUCCGUCGACUCGGGAAUCUCGUCACAGAAUACGAUAAGUUCGACUCGCAGUUCCACUCCAGAAGACUUUUCGAACAAGUCUAAUCGGUAUUCAAACAUUUACGAGUAAGAAACAAAGAAAGAGAAGGAGUAGGAACAGGUUGGAUUACAGAAACAAUUCGACCACAAUGAACUACUCGACGUUUCGGAAGUUGUCGCUCGAGUCAACGCACAGCGCUUCCCAUUCGAUGAACAACAACAACGAGCCGAUCGAGAAAACAGCCUUCGCACCGCCCAUCAUCACUUCAAGAAGCUGUCACCGAGGCGCCUGGAAGACGUCUCCGCAGCGAGUUCGUCCGAAGAGCAUGUUCGAUUCGUCGACUUCCACCACAGAAUACUUGUGAGCCGCCAUCUAGCUCUUUUCAUAAAAUGACACUUUUGUUACAGAUAUGGAAAACCGCCUAGACAUCCGAUUGAUUUGAGCAAAGAUGUAAGCAUUCCGAUCGUUCCGUUCGUUCGUUCUCAUCUCAUUUUUGCAGCGCCGUUCCGCGUUCACCAUCAUAAAUCAAUCGUCGAAGCGGCAUUCGAGUGUGGAGCCGAGCCUUCCGAGCAGCCUCAGUCAGCUGAGUCUCAACGAAGAAUUUAAGACGCCACAAAAGGCAGAAGUCAUCAAGAGGAGCAAACAAGUGAGCAAACUUAUUCAAAACUGAGUAACGGGAAAGUGUUGAUUCAGAAGGCGGACGCGAUGUUCCGUGCCAACGUAGUCUACGUGUCUCCCCCGGAACAGCCGGUGAAGCCUGCGACGGUCCGCUUCUCGCCCGCCCGUUCCCCUCCAGUCCGUCGUGCUUUCCCCAUCGAAGUCUCGAGUCAGCAUUACGCGCAGCCCUGCAAGAUACGCUCCCCCAAGCUCCACUCAAAGACUGUGUUCGCUGCGAAACCCAUCGCUGUCAGGUCAGAAUCCCUUCGAUCGAAGUGUCCUCGUUCCACCUCCUCUCUUUUUCAGACCGAGUGCGUCUCCCAAAGUGGCGCAACGAUCCACGUGGCUCCAAUCACAGCCUCUCUGA